This is a messenger RNA of Paramecium sonneborni, 388 nucleotides long. The record is from the annotation of a GenBank genome assembly. Lineage: Eukaryota; Ciliophora; Oligohymenophorea; Peniculida; Parameciidae.
AUGAAAGUAUAUCUUUUAGGAUUAAAAUUGAUGAUUUUUGUCCAUGUAAAAUUGGAUAUGAUGAAUAUGAAAUUAAAGACACUUUAUUUGGAUGUAUUUUCUAAAUUAGUUAAUUCAGUAUGCCAUCCAAGAUGUUAAACCUGCUUCUAAGCUGCUGAUGAUACUACAAAUUAAUAUUGUCUAAAUUGUAUUCCUGGAGAAAAAUCGUGUUUUAUCAAUGAAUUCAAAUGUGUAUGCUAGAUAAUUAUGAUGAUAAUAAUGGAACUGUAGAUAUUUGUUUUUGUAAAUUACAUUUAUUAUCAUAGUCUGUGAUUAUACUUGUGGAAGCUAUUAUAAUCUCAACCAAUAGGAUGUGCAACUUGUUUAGAAAGCUCAAAUAGAUACUUGA